Molecule: messenger RNA, 7616 nt
Organism: Pristis pectinata (smalltooth sawfish)
Lineage: Eukaryota; Metazoa; Chordata; Chondrichthyes; Rhinopristiformes; Pristidae
Product: zinc finger protein 518A
Exons: 3
Coding region: 416-5800 (1794 amino acids)
Biological process (GO): regulation of DNA-templated transcription
Molecular function (GO): RNA polymerase II cis-regulatory region sequence-specific DNA binding; DNA-binding transcription factor activity, RNA polymerase II-specific
Source: RefSeq, a predicted model, not a curated record
GAUGGCGCUUUGACUACAAGGUACCACCGCCCUCUUCUCUCUGCUCUCCUCCCAACCCGGCCCGACCCACUCACCCACCGGAAGCCGGUUUCCUUCCACAAGGCAGCAGCAGCAGCACAAUGCCCGGAUGUCACUGUCAUGGCAGCUCAUAGUGACCUGCACACUACUUUCAUAAAACAACAUCGACCGGUAGAAUACCGUCUAGAGCAGCCACGGACCGAUAGUCUCAUUGCCUUAAUCACCAGCGUGUGAGACGUAAUAAGCUACUGGCCAGUUUAAUCUGAACUAAAUUCUGAAGAUAAGCCUUUUGAGACGUGAAAUGUAUCUAUCGGAGAGAAGGCAUCUGAUGAGUAUCUACAGUGUUCAUGUUCCACAGAACUGAAAUACGCAAUCUGAUGAGAAAUUUUGUACGUUAAUGAAGCAACGACUCAUUGAUACAAAUAUUAAGAGGAAUUGUAGAAAUAAAUUAAAUAUGCCGACGGGGAAUCUUUCACAGAAAGACAAAGGAUUUGUAACACAAAAGUUUGCACAAGUUUCAUUUGUGCCUUCAAUAACUGUGAAUAAACAGCUUCAGCAAGAGUUGAAAUUCAAACUUGAAAACGCAAAAGUUGUUCUGACAAGGUUAGAUGUGGAAAAGAUAUCUUCAGAUUUACAUAAGAAUCAAAGUAAAACAUCACAACAUAGAUGUCAGACUGCAAGAAAAUCAUUCAGGAAAGACACUAAAGCUCAAGUGGACCAUCAAGUUAAUUCUUUUAAAGAUGCUUCUGCGCAGAAUUCAUUGGGUGAGCCAUCUAAAACUUCUGAUGGGACAGCAAAAGCUGUAUUAGUAAAAGUUCUACGUUUCAACUGUGGGAAAUGUAAAGACGGUGCUGAAUACAACCCAAAGCAAUUAUUGAAACAUUAUCAGGAAUUUCAUGCUGCAGAUUCCCCUGUGUAUCCUUGUGAAUUGUGUGAUUUUACUGCUAAUGAUUUCCAGACACUGAGCCAACACCGACUGAAACAUCGUACCCCUCUUCUGAAAUGUGAAGUUUGCUGUGAUGGUAAAAUGUAUACUCUGCAAGAGUUGAGAAAGCAUUUAAAUUGGAAACAUGGUGUAAAUGGUAAUUUUCGUUGUGAAAAGUGCAGGUUUUCUACAAAAGAUCAGGGCACAUUUAUUCAGCACAUUCAUAGACAUGAUGUGAUCCAAUAUAAAUGUGGUAAAUGUGAGCAUGUAAGUUACACAAAAGGUGAGUUUCAAAGACAUCUUGUUGUCCAUACGGGAUCUUUUCCUUUCUGUUGCCAAUACUGUAACUAUGGGGCAACACGGAAAGACUAUAUUGUAAAGCAUAUUAAUGCUGUCCAUAAGGGCCUGGCUGAGGGGGGCAACUCCAAACCACAGGUGGAGGUAUGUCAAAAAGGAAAAGUGAAGAAUUCAUUGGGUCUGAAGCUUGUUCUAAAAAGGUACAAAAGUGGGGUGACUCGGAAAGUGCAAUGGAGGAGGAAAAAGCAGAUUCAGAAUUUGGUAACUGGAAAGGAUAAUGCUAAGAAAUCUGAUGAUGCAACAAAGAAGCUCAGUCAUCCAGUGCCGCAGUCUCCUCCAGACUUAGAUCUAUGUUUGAAUGAAGAAAUAAUUAGUUCAAGAGAUAUUGAUGUUAAGAAAGAUGAAAUCUGGGGACCAAAGCCAGUAGCUCUAACUAGCCCUCCAAUAAAGAGAACAGAAGCAAGUGAUCCUAAUCAAAUAUCUAGAAAGAUAUUGCCAUCUGAGACUUGUACAGUAAUUUUAAAGAACAAUAAAUUGUCUCUGCCACCUAACUAUAGUGCUCAGUUUAUGGGCUUCAAAAUAGUAAAUGGCAAACAGCAUUUAAUAAUUAAGCUAUUGCCCACAAACAAGCAAAAGUUAAGUGCUUCAAAUUCUCAAACCCAAGCCAACAAUGACAACUUGCUACAUUUGCCUAAGAAUGCAGGGAAUUCAAAUGUUGGUUUAUCUGAUACAAAUGCAUCAAGUGCAGAUGCACAUUUUAUUAGAUUAUCAAAUAUUUUAACAAGUCAACCUCGCACAUUCUUGGUAAAAGACCAUUCUAUGGAAUCAAAAUUGCAGGCAUCUACAUCGCAGACGGUGUCUCAUGUAGUACCUACUAUUAUAGGUAGUAAAUUUACUCAGGUCAAGACAGUAGAGCCAUUGAUUGCAGGCAUUAAUUCAGCACAAACAGGCAAUCUGUUAUUGCCACCAUCUUCAGUGCGUCUGGCUGAAAUUACAAUAAAUAAGGGCAUGCCAGAGAAUCAAGUUAUGCAAAAAAUUCCAACUUUGGAAAAAUCUUCAGUUUCAAAUAAUUAUUCAUCUCAGAUAUUUGUAUCUUCAGCCAACAACCAGCCUGAUUCAAAAUCAUUGCAGUGCUUAAGUAAUGAGCAGAUAUCCAAGGGAAAAGAGUUAGAUUGUGAUACCUCAUUACAAUUCAAAAGAGGUACCCAUUUGCCUUUUAUCCACAAUUAUGCUAAGGUGGAUAUUUCUGCUUCGAAACAAUCUGGUGUUUCAAUAGUGCAAGGAGAUGAUUCAAAAUCAGCAAUGAUUUCACUACCAUCAGAAGCUGUUCGAGAAUCAAACCCUGGACAGCCACACAAAAUAGUAGCUGGAAUAGUUUCACCAACUGAUGUUUCAACUUCUGGUGAAUUGUGUAUCAGUACUUCUUCACAGUCAUAUGGGUUCCAAAAAUCAGGUGUUCAGGGUUUGAAUGAAUUUAAUUCACCUAUACUGCUCCAAAUGCUGAAACCUUCUGAAGUAGUUAAUGGAAAAUCUGAGAGCAGAUUCGUGACAUCAAAAGAUGGUCCCGUGGUAAUGUCAACUGUAGAAUGUACAAGUUCUCAUUCCAAUUCUAGUUUCCUUUUUACCUCUGCUGAACUGGGACCUGAGACUCUAAGCUUAAAACAUGAUGAGGCCUGUGAUAAUAGUGUGGUUGCAAACUCUGAUUCUUGCAAUGCAGCAUUAAAAGAUGAAAUUGCCUCAGAACAAACCAGUUCCUGUCCAGUGAAUGUAAAAAAAUCAAACAGAGGUAAUUAUGAACCUUGUUUGCUUAAUUUGAAUAACAUGCCUCAUACAGAAAUGACAGACAAAUGUGAGUCUGAAUUGGAGGCUGAAGCAUUAAAGAGGGAUGGUGAAAAGGAGUUUGGAAAUGAUUGUGAAAUACUAGCUGUGAGAAAUUGUACAACAGUGCAGACAAAAUGUGAACUUGGGAAAAGUAACCGUACUUGGUCCUCUUCAACAGAUUGGACAACUUGCUCAGAAGGAAACGGUAAUUUUGAAAGUACUGAAGAGGCCGUAUCAAUUUCUGCCAACAGUGCAAGUUCACAAAGAGUUCUGGAUUUCUGUGGAUCAAAUGCAGAAAAAACAAAUUGCCUGAGUAAUGUGAAUGUAGAGAUGAUGGACUGUCAUGCCAAAUAUAACAUCAAUGAUAAUGUUUCUGUAAAAGACUUUUUGGAAGAACAAGCUAGUGAUUCUGAUGGCAGUGAAUCACCAAUAAUGCCUAGAAUCACAUCUGUGUUCUCACUACAGAGUGGGGAUGGAAUGAGUUGCUUGGCCCCUGAGGAAAAUCAGUUGCUACUUGAUGCAUUGAAGGCCACUUCUACAUUUGGUGUUGAACCUCCUUGCAGUGAAUCACAGUGUCCAAAAAGUAGUUCAGUUAGUUUCCUUGAGGAGCAGAUCAGUACAUAUACUGCAGAAAACAAACCUGAUUUGCAUAAUUAUUCUCUUAAAAAUAACUCUUUGCCCAUGCAGUUGAACUCUGUAAAUGAUGAAAGUAAUAGCUCUGUUAUAAACAAUAAAUGUAUUGAUGGGAGAAAUAUGCUCUUGUCUGUAUCUCCACUUGUAUCCAGCAACUGCAUGCCACCAAAUGUUGAAAAGUUGAACACGCUGUUAAAGACUCAUUCUGAUGAAAUAAUCAACCAGCAGUUAAUAAAGGAUGCAAUUCGCACUUCUGCAAAUGGGAGUAAUAACCCAGCUGUGCCACCAGUGACACUUCUGGGUCCGAUCCACCUUGCUGGCAUCACUAAGCCUGUUAUAGUCCAACCAUCACAGAAAGGUUCUGCGGUCCCCUUACAUUUGGCAAAACAAUCCAGACUACAAAUGGUAUCCAGGGACACGGUUCCACAAACAAAAGUUGUGACUCGAAAUUCUGCCAGCCUGACAGACAAGGGGCCUGGUUUGAUACUUACAUUUAGUAGUGGAACACUUGGUGCAGUUGCUAGCAUUGUUUGUGGGAGCAAUCCUCCUGUAUCGGUUAGUGGAAGUAAUUGUGUACAAGGACAAACCUCAGUUUCUGACAGUGUCCAACAGAAUACAUGUUCAUUAACUAGUGAUUCCAGAGUAGUUGAUAUGGAGACUGCACCAAUAAACACUUUGUCUUCCAAAGAUCCUUUGUGUAAAGGUCCUGUUUCUGCAGUGUUUGAUCAUCAUUCUUAUGCAAAACUUGCAGCUGAUCCUAAUAACAACCAUAGCACAGAAAAUGGUUCAGCAAAUGUAAAUAGUCACGGUGAAAAUUUGAUCAGCGAAUCCUCUGUAUCAAAUAAUUUGGUGUCAGCUCCAUUAAGACAAGGCACUAUGUUGGAAGGUGUGAACGCAGUAAGAGAUAAAAAUACAGAACAUGUAUCAAGCCAACAAACUGUUUUGUUUCAGUGCAUUAUGCAGAAGAAAAAUGCUGGAGUCAUCAGUGAAGAGAAUGUGGCAAAUGCUGGUUCCGUGUCUGAAGAAAAUGGGCCUCAUCAGAAGAAGAUUUUGUUGCGAUUUGUUAAAAGUUCUAAUGGGGAGUCGGGCAUGAAGGACAAUCAGUUCCUGAAAAAUACAGUGUCACUUCAUAAUGGUGCUGCAGGUAACUUAAAUAAGCCUUUACAGCAACCUGGUCAGGCUGUAAUGUUGACUAGUGGCUCUCCAUGUAUCUUGCUACCAGUCAAUAAACCUGUGUCCUCGAGUACAGCAAACCUCAACAUCCCUCUCCAAAUCACUACUCAGGCUUCUCUUAAACUUCCUAUUGCUCCGGUUGUCAGAGGUUCAUCUGUUCGGUCUACUGAGAAAAGAAGUACAAAUAAAGGCACUUCUGUUGCUCCACAAAGGUCAACAGCCAGAUCAAACUGCAUAUGGGAUAAUGAGAAAUCAGAUGAACUGUGGGAACCACGGAAGUCAUGUAAUGAGAAGCUUGUAUAUCGAUACAGCAAAAGACUAAAGCGAAAGUUGGAAAAUUCUGAAAAAUCAUCAAAAGCAAUAACCAGUAGCUUUAGUGAAUUUGAAGAAACUGAAGAGGAAGAAAUAAGUAAGUCUCUUGAAGUUAGCAAUACAACAGCCUCUGGUGGAACUGUACAAACCCUACGGCUUGUACCUUUUGAUCAUGGUCAGCUUGUUAAAUGUCCUAGAAGAAAUCAACCUGUGAUUGUACUUAAUCAUCCAGAUGCAGAUGUUCCUGAAGUGAUGAAUGUCAUGAAAACCAUUAAGAAGUGUAAAGGGAAUGUUCUCAAGGUAGUUUUAUCAAAAAGAACAAUUGGUGCUUUGUUGCAUCCUUGCAACAGUAAUGAAGCAACUGCAAAAGGUUUUCUUAUCAACCAGUGUAAAAAGAUAAAACCAGUGAGCCCUGUGAAAGAAAGAUAUGUACUGAAGUUGAAGCUAAAAAAGACUAGCAAGAAUAACUAUCAGAUUGUGAAAACAGUUUCAAAUAAAGCCAUUGAGGCUAGAUUCAGUUGCUGGUUUUGUGGUAGGAUAUUUGAUAAUCAGGAUGAAUGGGUAGGUCAUGGUCAACGACAUUUAAUGGAAGCAACGAGAGACUGGGAUUCCUUACUUUGAUAGUUGAUUAAAUGUUAGAGAAGGGCCCGAGGUUGAAGGUUCUGCCAUAACCCUAUAUAAUUUAUAUAUAUAUGUCUAGUUUAUUCUAGUAUACUGAUUCACUUUUUAAUGAAAAUGUACUUUGAAGGAAAGUUCUUCUGAAAUCUUUUUGGGAGAUGAAUAUUCAAACAAGAAUGUGCUAUAUGCUUUUGUAUAUAUAAAAAAUAUUUUCAUGUUUCAAACUGCUUCAGUAGCAGUUCUGGCACAUUGUUUGGAUUUAUGCUUAUCCUAAAUGACACUAAUAAAUACUUUCAAUCUCUACAGGGAAUUUGCCACUAGUAACGAGAUUUGGUGGGUUUUCUGUUUUGAGCUAAAAACCUUUCAGAAGGCAUAUUGCUGUUUGUGGUGUAAAUUUUUAUUGCCUUUUGUGAUAGUUGAGAAUAUUGCUAAUGUAAAAAUGGUUCAAACGAAUGUCAUUUUAUCUAAUUACCUACAGCUUUUCAACACAGUUUGUGUUGGUCUCUAGCAAAGACAAUCAUUUGUACUUCUCAUUGUUUUUGCUGUAUGAUGAGGAUAAAUGAAAAAUAAAAUUUUUAGGGUUUUUUUAGAUUUGCAACAGUGGGAUCUCAAUUUUCUGCUUUCCUGUUUUUCUAUGCAGCCAAUUGUAAUAACAUGUCAAUUAUAUUUGCUUUUUAAUUUAAUACAUGUAUUUGCUAACUUUCAUGUAUCAUGCCGUGAGGGUAAGGAGUACAUUUGGCAUUAGUCAAGUAUUUGGUAUCUCUCAGAUUUAUUAAUGUAAAUCAGAAUUCCAUGUUUGCAUAGCAUUGUGCUGGGACACGAUAAUACUCAGGAACUCUACACUGUAGGGAGACGAGUCAUUGUAUAAGGCAGAGGACUCUUGUUAACUUUGCUGCAUUCCUCUUAAUUGUCUUAAAGCAAGUUUGAAGGGGAAAUACUGUUAAGAUUAUUAAGGUCCCAUUGACAGUAAUUUCUGUCUUUUCACUUCAAGUUAGAUCUAAAAUAGAAAUCAGAGAACCUGCAAGAGUGGAUGCAGUCUUGGAGACAUCUACUUUCUCAUCUACAACUUUUGUUUGGUGGUAAAUAAGUGGAUGUGUCAACUAUAAAAAUUAAUUGCAAGACUGUGAAAAGAGAGGAAGCUGGGUGAAAUUGUACACCUUUCAAAAUAUUCUUGAGCAGAAGCCUUUCUCCCUGCUGUUGCUGUUGUUCUGAUUCUGAUCCAGAGGUACUGGAGUCAAUGUGAAGUAUGAGGUCUGAAAUGCUAAUAUGGUCAAAUUGAUGCAGAUCUCAGAAGCUCUUGGCAAGGAGGCACAGAGAGGUUUGUGGAUUUCCAUCUCUAAUUAGAAGAUGUUAAUAUUAGGGGAGAUCCGAAUGAAAAUUAUGUGCAAACCUUUAACAAUUUUUAUAUAUGCAAAUUAAUAUGGAUGCAGUAUAUUUUGAGAAGCAGCUUGCAUUUGAAAAUUUGUGCUUUCGUUGGAUGAACUGUCCAAAAUGUGACAAAUUCAGUAAUUUUCCUUCUCAGCUAUGAGCAAGUGAAAAACCAGUGCAAUGGCAGAGUUUGUACUGUUGAAUGCAGAAAUAGUUCAACAAUCUGCUUGUUAUUUCAGAUAGUGUUUCUACCACUCCUGCAGUUGCAUGAAGGUACUAGAGGUUUGUAAGGACCGUUAUAUAUUGAAGGGGCAGUAUUAUAGAAGUGUUCUAUUUUUCUACUUAAUUGCAACAGCAAACCUACUUGGGAAGAAGAUCUUGUUUAAUAGCAAAAUGUAAAGGCAAAAUUUUAUGUAAUGUUAAUAACUUGGGUUAUAUUUUUACAUUGAUU